Molecule: messenger RNA, 2245 nt
Organism: Spodoptera exigua (beet armyworm)
Lineage: Eukaryota; Metazoa; Arthropoda; Insecta; Lepidoptera; Noctuidae
Source: the annotation of a GenBank genome assembly
CAAACAAACCGUCGAAACGUCAAUCGCAAAACAAUUUUCGCGCGUGUUAUUGAAGAAAUUAAGAAAUGGAAUCUACCGUAUCGGUUUCAAAGGGUGUUUUCCUAUUCACAAAUGGAUUUAAAAAAGGGAAAACUAGUAAGAAGAAAAGCAAUCAAGCAUUGUUUGAAAAAAUAUUCAAGAAUGAACCUUGGUAUGAUACAUACAAACAGAACUGGUAUUAUAUUGAAAAUGAAUUACAGGAACUACAUCACAGGACACAUAGUUUUUUGCUGAACGAUAUAGUGAAUUAUAUCAAGAAUCAUGGCAUCAGUGAAUCAUCAACUUUGGAAGGAAUUAUUCCUAGCGCUACCCUGUUGACUGGAGUCAAUCAGCCAGAUCAUGUUUCACAAUUCACAUCACUCAUUGAUAUUAUCAGACAUGAAGUAACUCCACAUGUGGCACUAGUCAAUUCACAAGAUGCACCUAGUGUGAAACAUCUUGUAGAGAAUGCUGUUUGGCAGCUUAUACACGGAGAUCAAGUUUUGGAUAAUGAUGACGAAGAAGGUGUCACCACUCAAACAAAGAAGUUAAGAAAGAAUCAAUGUACAAUGAAAGCCUUAAACAACUGGUACAACACUAAAUGUAUGUCAUCACCAACAAAGAAGAAAUCACUGCAAACCAGGAAAACACUGGUUAUUAUAAUCCCUGAUUUUGAGAGCUUCAACUGUAAUGUUUUGCAAGACUUUGUGAUGAUUGUCAGUUCCUAUGUAUCAACAAUGCCGAUAGUAUUCAUUUUCGGGGUGGCGACAUCAGUGUCGGCGCUACACAAGUCAUUCCCCUACCAUGUAUCGUCUAAACUCUUGAUCAAAGUUUUCCACUCACAUGCAUCACCUGUUUAUAUGAAUCAAGUGCUAGAAGAUAUUUUCUUAACACAUACAAGUCCUUUUCAUUUAUCAGGCAAGGCGUUCGAACUGCUCACCGAUGUGUUUCUCUUCUACGAUUUUUCUGUAACUGGCCUCAUUCAAAGUAUAAAGUACUGCAUGAUGGAACAUUACUAUGGAGAUAACAUAAAAUCAUUAUGUUGCGACAGAGACAAACUAGAAGAUGUCAUAAUGCAGCUCAGUGCGGAAGACCUCGAAAGUAUUCGACAACUGAUGUCUUUCAGACCAUUCUUAGAAAAACAGGAUUGUAGGACCAAGAUCAGUCUGUUCAACGAUGAUGAUUUCUUUAAAGAAGCUCUUUACAAGGAGAUGAAUAGAUUGCACGAUUAUUUAUAUAGUUUCUAUAUGUGUUUGAGACUGUUAUGCGUGUUCGUAAAGGAUUUGCCUAAGAAUAUGCUGGGAAAAUCUGUCCGUGAGAUAUACACGAAAUGCGCCUCAGAAAAUGUAACGAGCACAACAGCGUUUAAAGACUGCAUGCAGCUAUUAAAGUUUCAAUCACAAAUCAAGUUGGUUGAAAGUAUUAAAAGUGCUUUGAAAAUUGUCAACACGUAUUUACAAGAUGCGUCGCCAGUCAAACCUUUGCGUUCUACCCCUUCGAAGAACAAUCUUAAUAAGAUCACGUUGAGCGAUGAUCUUGGCGAAAAUUUCGUCAAAUCUUUGAGAGUACAUUUAUUAACGUUCCUAAGGCAAAUAGAACAUGCUAACACAGAAACUACUGUUACCACAAGUGCAGUGUCGGACUCUGAAAAUGCAGAUGAAAAUGUUCCUGGUAAUAGAUAUAAGUUGAAAGAGAAAUUGUUAAAAGCAACAAGGGUGGACCGUGUCCAGUCGGAAUUUGAGAUGGUUCGGAGUAGGUUCGUGAGUUACUUGGAGGAGAUGUUUAGUAAAGGGCUGCUGCCGAUGCAGGGGCAAGCAUUCCAUGAAGUACUGGCCUUCAGUGACGUGGCAGCUGUACGGAAGAAUAUAGUGGGUGCGCCUCGAGCCGCCGUCCAUACGGCGCUCAGCAACCCCGUACAUUACUUACAGUGUUCCUGCUGCCAAUUGCCAUCAUCAGACAGUGUAAUAGAUACAUUACCGGAUGUAUGCCUUGCGUACAAAUUACACCGCGAGUGUGGCAAGCACAUCAAUCUAUACGACUGGCUGCAAGCUUUCGCUGCAGUACUCAGACCUGAUGAUGACGACGAGCAACGACACAACGAUCCUGCCAUACAGUUACGUUUUACUCGCGCUGUAGCUGAACUACAAUUCCUCGGAUUCAUAAAGUCAUCAAAAAGAAAAACUGAUCAUGUAAUGAGAUUGACUUGGUAAUUUUACUGUUCUACCAC